GGGUGCAGGUGGCAGGGGCCGAGGAGGGCAGGCGCUGGGUUUCUCCCGGUGCCUUCAGUGAGUGCGGAGCAGAGCAACGCCCGGGUGAGGCUGCCGGGUCCAGCCGUCCCUUGCUCGCGGGGCUGAGCGUGCAAGCGCUCGCAGACGUGGGGAAGGGGCACGGGCUGGCGCAGGCUGCGGGGAAAGGGAGGCAGAGCCUGCAGCCGCUGGGCGAGCUCUGCGAGGAGGAGCAGGGAGCAGGAAGGGACUCCUUUGUGCCCAUGUUCUCCGCUUUCUAGACCGCCCAGCCCCUCGAGCCGGGGAGGAUGAGAGCCCCUUUCCUCUGAGCCGUCGGUGCCCGGUCAGGACGGAGCCAUGGACGGGGAGCCGGACCUGCCCAACAUCACCCAGUUCUGGUACUCCUCGGCCUCGCCCUUCCACAACCUGUCCACCGAGACGCCCGCCAACGCCUCCCAGAACGUCACCCACAACCACUUCGACCUGACCAGCAACGCCGUCCUCACCCUCAUCUACUUCGUGGUGUGUAUCAUCGGGCUCUGCGGCAACACCCUGGUGAUCUAUGUCAUCCUCCGCUACGCCAAGAUGAAGACCAUCACCAAUAUCUACAUCCUCAACCUGGCCAUCGCCGACGAGCUCUUCAUGCUGGGGCUGCCGUUCUUGGCCAUGCAAGUGGCGCUGGUCCACUGGCCCUUUGGCAAAGCCAUCUGCCGGGUCGUCAUGACGGUGGACGGGAUCAACCAGUUCACCAGCAUCUUCUGCCUCACCGUCAUGAGCAUCGACCGGUACCUGGCCGUGGUCCAUCCCAUCAAGUCUGCCAAGUGGAGGCGGCCUAGGACGGCCAAAAUGAUCAACGUGGCCGUGUGGGGGCUCUCUCUGUUGGUCAUCAUGCCCAUCAUGAUCUACGCCGGGGUGCAGAGCAAUCACGGGCGCAGCAGCUGCACCAUCAUCUGGCCGGACGAGUCCGGCGCGUGGUACACGGGCUUCAUCAUCUACGCCUUCAUCCUGGGCUUCCUAGUGCCCCUCACCAUCAUCUGCCUUUGCUACUUAUUCAUCAUCAUCAAGGUCAAGUCCUCCGGCAUCCGAGUGGGCUCCUCCAAAAGGAAAAAGUCGGAGAAGAAAGUCACCCGGAUGGUCUCCAUUGUGGUCGCCGUCUUCAUCUUCUGCUGGCUCCCCUUCUACAUCUUCAACGUCUCCUCCGUCUCCGUCCUGAUCGUGCCCACGCCCGCCCUCAAGGGCAUGUUCGACUUCGUCGUGGUCCUCAGCUACGCCAACAGCUGUGCCAACCCCAUCCUCUACGCCUUCCUGUCCGACAACUUCAAGAAGAGCUUUCAGAACGUCCUCUGCCUGGUGAAGGUCAGUGGCAUGGACGAUGCGGACAGGAGCGACAGCAAGCAGGAUAAAUCUAGGCUAAACGAGACCACGGAAACCCAAAGGACCCUCCUCAAUGGGGAUCUGCAGACCAGCAUCUAAGGGGACUCUGGGAUUGUCCUUCAUCAGUGUUCCUCUCCUCCUCCUUAGGGCAGUAGCACGCGGCGAGUCAGGUCCAGAGCGCUUGACCUUUGCUCGGUCCCGGGGGUGGUGGUGUCACAACUCAUGGGGAAGGGGGCAGGGUCCCGUACCCAGACGAACUGCUCAACUGCAGGCAGGUUGGCUGUCAAAUCCCGAGAAGGAUGUAGCUCAGAUGACACGCUGAGAGCCACCCCUUGGAAAAGCUCACAUGCAUGAGUGUGCAUUUAAAGCAGGCAGUCCCAGGCCAAGCUCAGCCCUGCUGCCACUCCAUCGAUCCCUUUGGCGUUACCCACAGGGACGAUGGCAGGGGUCCUGGCAUGCAGGCUGCGUUCACACAUAAGGAAACAGCGGGGCCGAGGCAGCCCUGUCCGGCAGGGUGGCAUGGACACAGCCCGGGGUGCUCAUGCUAUGUGCUUGCACGCAUUGGCAUGCUCCAUCCCACCCCGGCGUGUCUUACGCACAGACAUUUCUGCCUGCGUCUUUGCAAAGCAGGGCAUGCAGCUGGGGACACUGAAGCUGGCCGAGAGCACCAGUGCACACCUUCACAGCCAAACCCUCUGGUAGGGCAUGCAAAAUAUGCAGGUCCUCCCCACACCCCAUAUUCAAAGCUUUGUAUUAUUUGAUCAUUAAGCAGGUCCCCCGGCCCCCCGCGGCUUUCGGAGGCUGCCGGUGCAUUAUUUAGUGGCAUUCCUGCCACUAGGGAAGCAACAAAACUCGGAUCACAUCCGAAGAAAAACAUCCCUGUCCCCGGUCAGGCAGCCAGGCACCUCCGUGUCUGUGUGUGCCCGGCCUUUCCCAUCACUAGCUGCGGGUGGGCAUCAGCUCGGGGCUGGCUCUCCCACCUCGGAUCUCAGAGCAGCUGCUUUUCCCCUUUCUCCCUUCAAACUCGGCUGGCCAAAAAAACGCUCUCUUCAAUGUAAAAUGUGCCCUUCUUCCCUGCCCCCUUAAUGCUGAUCUCGCCUGCAGGGCCUCAUCACCUGGCCUGCAGGUCUGGGAAUUUGGCUUCAUGCUGCACAUUUCCAGACGUGUGGGGAGACCUGCAGGUGGGCUGACAUGGGCUGGAUGUGGCCUGGGAGCCAGGGAAAAUGCUGCUGCUUUAGAAAACAGGCUGGGAGAGAGUCAGUCCUGAGCUAGCGGGGGGGUUAGGUUCAUUUCAUAGAUGUUAGGGGCUGGAAGGGACCUUACAGAUCAUCGGGUCCAGCCCCGCUGCACUUGGGGCUGGGGCAGACGACUUGAGAGUCCUCCCUGGUGAUUUUAGUGGCCACAAGUCCCAAAGCCAUUGUCUGCCUGUCCUUUUCCUCUCCUGAGCAAUGCACGUUGUUUGCUUUUCCCUACCAAGCUCGCAGAGGGUGUGCCUAGCAGCUCGGGUCUUUGAGUCCUCGGCAGGAGGGGUUUGGAGAUGCCUGGCUUGGGGGGUCUGCCGUGCCCGCACGUUGCAAGCAGCUGGAGACUAGUUCUGCGCAGGUGGCUGUUUUAUCUGGGCAUGGACGUUGCUGAUGCAGAGAAGAUGGUUUUGAAGGACUGGAUGAGGUGACACAACACCCCCGCCUUGCUCCUUCCCUCUCGCUCUUGGCUUCCCCGAGGCCGACCCUCUUCAGUGGAUUCCAGUUGAAC
This is a messenger RNA of Alligator mississippiensis (American alligator), 3123 nucleotides long. RefSeq names its product somatostatin receptor 2 (gene SSTR2). Bases 355 to 1470 code for a protein of 371 amino acids. Gene Ontology annotation, molecular function: somatostatin receptor activity; neuropeptide binding. Gene Ontology annotation, cellular component: neuron projection; membrane. NCBI's taxonomy places the organism in Eukaryota, Metazoa, Chordata, Crocodylia, Alligatoridae. The transcript is spliced from 2 exons. The record is from RefSeq and is a predicted model, not a curated record. Gene Ontology annotation, biological process: cellular response to glucocorticoid stimulus; cellular response to estradiol stimulus; neuropeptide signaling pathway.